ACUCCUCCGGUUACUCAUCAAGAGAAAGAAGAAUCUAUUGUGGAUGAAGCAAAAAAGACAACUCCUCCUUCUGCUAUUGAUUUAGCUCUUAACUCAGUGGUUAAGGUCUUCACCGUCUCUAGCAAGCCUAGACUUUUUCAACCUUGGCAGAUUAGUAUGCAGAAUGAAUGCUCUGGCUCUGGAUUUUUAAUAUCGGGAAAGAAGAUUAUUACAAAUGCGCAUGUGGUGGAUAAUCACACAUCGGUUAAAGUACAAAAGCACGGUUCAGCCACCAAGUACAAAGCAAAAGUUCGAAUGAUUGGGCAUGAAUGUGAUUUAGCCAUCUUGGAGGUCGAUAACGAUGAGUUUUGGGAGGGAAUGAACUUCUUGGAGCUUGGAGACGUACCCAAGCUGCAGGAAGAGGUGCACCUUGUUGGCUAUCCUUGUGGUGGUGACAGUAUAUCCGUUACAAAAGGUGUUGUGUCGAGAGUUGAACUAAAAGAAUAUAGUCACAGCUCGACAGAGCUACUCACAGUACAAAUAGAUGCAGCUAUCAAUUCUGGAAAUAGUGGUGGUCCUGUAUUUUUGGGAAACAAAGUGGCUGGUGUAGCAUUUGAAGGUUUGUUCUGGUCCGAUGGUAUUGGUUACAUGAUUCCAACUCCAGUAGUUAAGCACUUUUUAGACUGUGUUGAAGAAAAACAUGUUAGUUUCGGCUCAAUGAAUAUAUCAUAUCAGAUGAUGGGGAAUGCACAAAUUCGUGACUAUUUCAAGAUGAGCAAAGAUAUGACAGGGAUUCUUGUAAACGAAAUAAACCCGCUGUCCGAUGCUUACAACUUUCUGAAAAAGGAUGAUGUUAUUCUGGCCAUUGAUGGUGUUCCUAUAGGAAAUGAUAGUAAAGGUACUA
Messenger RNA from Brassica oleracea var. oleracea, 883 nucleotides. Its product is annotated as putative protease Do-like 3, mitochondrial. The transcript is spliced from 4 exons. The annotation marks the transcript as partial. Lineage: Eukaryota; Viridiplantae; Streptophyta; Magnoliopsida; Brassicales; Brassicaceae. The record is from RefSeq and is a predicted model, not a curated record. Gene Ontology annotation, biological process: proteolysis. Gene Ontology annotation, molecular function: protein binding; serine-type endopeptidase activity.